UCUAAUGGCCAAUCAAAAUGAAAUGUUAUAUUUUAGUGGCCAUGGCCCUCCAUUGGGUGGCGUGAAUUGCUUUGUUCCUUUUUUUACAUACAAUUAAAUAAUCAUGGUUCUCGUUCUUGCUAUUGGCGAUUUACACAUUCCCCACCGAAGCCAUGGGUUACCCAAUAAGUUCAAAAAGCUACUAGUUCCUGGUAAAAUCCAAAAGAUUCUGUGUACGGGUAAUACGGUUGAUAAGGAAACGUUUGACUAUUUACGUACGAUUGCUGGCGACAUUGUAGCAGUAAAAGGAGAUUUUGAUGAAGGACAGCAUUUACCACAAACCAAAGUGAUUACGGAAGGUUCAUUACGCAUUGGUAUUAUUCAUGGCCAUCAGGUCAUUCCUUGGGGGGAUGCUGAGUCACUUGAUAUUACAGCUCGACAAAUGGAAGUGGAUGUUUUAUUGUCAGGACAUACUCAUAAAUUCGAAGCGUAUGAAUAUAAUGGAAGAUUCUUUAUUAACCCUGGAAGUGCCACAGGCGCCUACUCAUCUAUACCUGAAGAGACUGAUCCUAUUCCUUCUUUUGUUUUGAUGGAUAUUCAAGGUAAUACUGUCGUCACUUAUGUGUACAAGUUGAUUGAUGAUGAGGUCAAGGUGGAGAAGUUGGAAUAUAAGAGACCUACCGAGACUAAAAUGUUGUAAUAAAUCCUCCCAAGGAAAGCUUGUUAUUUUUUUUUUAUGCGGCUGAAUAGUUGGUCCGAUCAUUUAUAUAAAAGACCUUUUCUUUUUUUUUUUAUAUAUUUUUUUUUCUUUCACGCUAAAACAAAACUAUGUCAUUAUCCACAGUAACAGAUUCGGG
Mucor mucedo is the source of this 836-nucleotide messenger RNA. RefSeq names its product vacuolar protein sorting 29, isoform CRA_a. The transcript is spliced from 4 exons. The coding region runs from base 104 to 679 and encodes 191 amino acids. Gene Ontology annotation, cellular component: retromer complex; endosome. Gene Ontology annotation, biological process: retrograde transport, endosome to Golgi; intracellular protein transport. The record is from RefSeq and is a predicted model, not a curated record. NCBI's taxonomy places the organism in Eukaryota, Fungi, Mucoromycota, Mucoromycetes, Mucorales, Mucoraceae.